This is a messenger RNA of Pogona vitticeps (central bearded dragon), 2903 nucleotides long. Lineage: Eukaryota; Metazoa; Chordata; Lepidosauria; Squamata; Agamidae. The record is from RefSeq and is a predicted model, not a curated record.
AUGCCGCCAUUUUGGGCGUGGCGCGCAGCUGAGGCGAACUAAAUCAAAGUCCACUUUUUCUUCAGAUUUUCGUCUCCUCAGCCGCCUUGUUGCCUCAGAGUUUAGUUCCCCACCUUCUGUUUCUUUUUUGUUUUUAACGUUCUUUCACCACCUUUUGGAGACGGGGCGGAGGAUGAUGGAGGCCCCCUUGAAAACCCGGGAUGAGAGUUUGAAACCCAGGGUGCUGGCGGGGCAGCCCUCCGUUGUGAUGGGCAUUGAUCUAGGAACCACGUCUGUGAAGGCUGUCUUGGUGGAAGAAGCAGACGGAGGUUUUUCCGUGGUGGCCAGCUGCGCCAAGGACACGCGGGCAGACGUGGGGAGCCAGGGCGAUGUUGGCCCGCAGAGAAAUGAGCAAGAUGUUCACAAGAUCAUUACUGCCUUGAACGAGUGCCUAGCAAGCCUUCCACCACAACAACUGUCAAGGGUUUCCCACAUCGGUGUCUGUGGCCAAAUGCACGGGAUUAUGUUCUGGAAAACAGGUCGAGGUUGCAAGUGGACAGAGCACAGAGAUAGCUGGAGGUUUCAGCCCAAGGAAGUCAGUCACCUCGUCACGUGGCAAGAUGCCCGCUGCGGCGCCCACUUCCUGUCCUCUCUUCCUCAGCCACGGUCGCACCUCAGCGUGGCGACAGGGUAUGGCUGCGCCACCGUCUUCUGGUACUUAAAGAACAGCCCGGACUUCCUGAAGCCGUACGACGCGGCAGGCACCAUCCACGACUAUGUGGUUGCCAUGUUGUGUGGCCACGAGAGGCCACGGAUGUCUGUCCAGAACGCCGCAAGCUGGGGCUAUUUCAACACCACAAGCAGCCACUGGAAUAUGGACAUCCUCGGAGAAUCCCAUUUCCCCGUCCAUUUCCUCCCUGAAGUGGUCCAGCCUGGGGGCAUCGCAGGCCACACCUCUUACGCCUGGCACCACAUACCGAAGGCAACACAAGUUGGGGCCGCCCUGGGAGAUUUCCAGUGUUCGGUGUACUCCUGCAGGCCUGAAGAUACUGACGCAGUUCUCAACAUUGGGACGUCUGCACAGCUUACCAUCCUGAUGCCGGUGGGUUUUCAGCCCGGCGACACUCCAGACCCUCCUUCGCCUGUGGCCUAUUAUCCAUAUUUUGGAAACCGCUACCUGGCGGUGGCUGCGUCCCUGAACGGCGGUAACGUGAUAGCAGUCUUUGUGAACAUGCUGCUCAGGUGGAUGGCAGAACUGGGGCUCCAGGCCUCUGAAUCGGAUCUCUAUCCACGCGUGAUCCAAGCUGCUGCGGCCCAAGCCGACCCCGGCUUCACUAUUUGCCCCACAGUCUUUGGGGAGCGGCACGCCCCUGCGAGGUUGGCCUCGGUGACGGGGAUCGCAGCCUCCGGCCUCUCCUUGGGCCACGUGACCAGGGCCUUGUGCCGCGGCGUGAUCCAGAACCUCCACUCCAUGCUGCCUUCGGAGCGCCUCCGGGAGGCAGGGGUCCGGCGGAUCCUGGCCAGCGGCAGCGGGCUCUCCAAGAACGAGGCCAUGAGGCAGGAGGUGGAGAAGGCCUACCCGUUUCCUGUCAUCUAUGGGAAGGACGCAAGCGCGGCGGUGGGUGCCGCCCUGGCGAUGCUGUGCAGGAAGUGAGGUCACACGAGACUUGGCGGGGAGCUAUGGAACAUUCCUUCUGUUUCAAAGGAGCAGAUGCUGCAGGCGGAGGGCCCCCCCAAGGCCUAAUAUUUUUGAGAUAGUGGGAAGGAAAGAGAAGCAACAGAGAGACCCCCCCCCUUGACGUUGCGCAAAAACACGGCGAGCUCAAAAUGAGCCACGCGCGGCUUGCACAUGUAUGUUGCUCUUACGCUGCUAGAAAACGGAGCAAGAGAGGCUUUAGCUGUCAGAGGAUUUGGGACAAAGAGAUCGCUCUCUCUCUUUCAGCCUGAACUUAAAAGAGGAAGAAGUUGGGCCACAGGGAAACACGGCUUCUGACAAGCCCUGUUUGAGACGAACCCCCUUCUCCUACUUCACCCCACCUUGGCGGUUUUACUGCCAAAGGGAUGAAAAUACCAGACGUAACCCAGGGCUUUUCUUCCUGCCCUUAACCAGGGUCCUCUUCAUCUCCAAAUGCCUCCAAAUCGUACCUUGGUUCCUAUUUGCAUGAGGGACAAUCUAAUGGAGGUGGAUGGUCACCCAUCUCUCUCUCUCUCUUUCCCUCUCACUUACGGGUGGGUAAUUCCAUGUUUCUGUUGCCGUCAGGGAAACCAGAGAUGGCUGUCUUGUUUCCGGUCUCGGCUGCUGCCACUUUGCCUUCUAAUCUGAGCAGCUUCAGCAGAUGGUGGGAGGGCUGGUUCAGCAGUGAAAGGUUAGAAGACAAGCAUCUACCCGGUUUAGUUCCAGCUUUUCCAGCCUGGAAUUUUCCUGCCUUCUCCCAUGCAGGAGGAUCGUGCAGGUCCAGCCCUGCUUUUUCCCCCCAAACUAGACGCGCUCAGGCAGGGUGAGGAUGUCAGCGCGGUCCGUGCCUUGAAGUGGCUGUGAAAAUUGACACAAUAAAGUCUUGGGUUUGCUACCUCUCUGCAACGCCUGGCUUGGGUUUUCCUUGCCUCUCACUUUAUAUAGGUUGUGCCAGCUGCUUCGUUUUCAAACCACAAUUCGAGAAAAGCCUCUUGUUAGUGUGACGGUGGGUGAGAGAAGAGUUGAAUGAAAACCUUAAUGGACAUCACCUAUUCAGGUUUCGAAAAAGCCAGCCAUACCCUUUUUAAAUUACUCCAUUCCAUCCUGCCCUGCCAAACGAUGAUUGAAUCUGUAUAUAGCAGAUGGGAGUCCUUUCCGCCCACAGAUACCUUUUGGCUUGGGUUUUGGUGGCUGCCGUGCAGAUUCCCCAGCCUGGCUCGGCUCCUGUCAUGUUUCUCUUUUCUAAAAA